Chanos chanos (milkfish) is the source of this 2208-nucleotide messenger RNA. Its product is annotated as synaptic vesicle glycoprotein 2C-like. Gene Ontology annotation, biological process: chemical synaptic transmission; transmembrane transport. NCBI's taxonomy places the organism in Eukaryota, Metazoa, Chordata, Actinopteri, Gonorynchiformes, Chanidae. The transcript has 12 exons. Gene Ontology annotation, cellular component: synaptic vesicle membrane. The record is from RefSeq and is a predicted model, not a curated record. Gene Ontology annotation, molecular function: transmembrane transporter activity. Bases 1 to 2208 code for a protein of 735 amino acids.
AUGGAAGACCAUUAUCGAGACCACACCUCCCUGGUCAAAGGAGCUAAAGACCUGGCCAAAGAGGCCAAACGCCAGGCGAUCAAAAAGGUCAACAAGGCCGUCGACCGAGCUUCUGACGAAUUCUCCAGCCACUCCUACAGCCGUUUCCAGGACGAUGAAGACGAAGGAGACGGCGACGAAGAUCAGUACUACUACCGUCACGGCCAGCAGGACGGGAAGGCGCCCCGUGAGAACGAGGAAGAUGAAGGCUCCAGCGAUGCCACAGAGGGUCAUGAUGACGAAGAUGAGAUCUACGAGGGCGAGUAUCAGGGCGUCCCCGCCACGAUGGGGGAUGGGCGUCGGGUGGCGCUGGGGCAGCCAGUCGCUGAUGGAGCGAAGGAUCGGAGAGAGCUGGAGAAAGAGAGGGAGGCGGAGGAAGAAGAGUUGGCCCAGCAGUACGAACUGAUCAUUCAGGAGUGUGGGCACGGACGGUUCCAGUGGCAGCUGUUUCUGGUGCUGGGUUUGGCACUCAUGUCUGAUGGGGUGGAGGUGUUUGUGGUGGGGUUUGUUCUGCCGAGCGCUGAGACAGAUAUGUGUGUGCCCAACUCUGGAGCUGGCUGGCUAGGCAGUAUCGUCUACCUGGGCAUGAUGGUUGGCGCGUUUUUCUGGGGGGGUCUGUCGGACAAGGUGGGCCGGCGACAGUGUCUACUGGUCUGCAUGUCUGUCAGUGGUUUCUUUGCUUUCCUCUCUUCCUUUGUCCAAGGCUACAGCACAUUCCUCUUCUGUCGCAUGCUGUCCGGCUUCGGGAUUGGUGGAGCUGUGCCCAUCGUGUUCUCAUUCUUCUCUGAGGUCCUGGCUCGGGAAAAACGGGGAGAACAUCUGAGCUGGCUGUGUAUGUUCUGGAUGAUUGGGGGGAUCUAUGCCUCUGCCAUGGCCUGGGCCAUUAUACCACACUAUGGCUGGAGUUUCAGUAUGGGUUCAGCAUAUCAGUUCCACAGCUGGAGAGUGUUUGUGGUGGUCUGCGCCCUGCCCUGCGUCUGCGCAGUCGUAGCACUCACAUUCAUGCCUGAGAGCCCACGCUUCUACCUAGAGACGGGGAAACAUGACGAGGCUUGGAUGGUCCUCAAGCAGAUCCAUGACACCAAUAUGCGGGCUCGUGGCCAACCAGAGAAAGUCUUCACUGUGAAUCGUAUUAAGAUUCCCAAACAGCUGGAUGAACUGGUGGAGAUGCAGUCUGAGUCGGCUCACCCUGCCUCAAAAGUCCUGUUCAGGAUUAAAAGUGAACUGCGUGGCAUCUGGCUAACAUUCAUGCGAUGCUGGGACUACCCUGUAAAAGACAACACUGUCAAACUGGCCAUUGUCUGGUUCUCUCUGUCUUUUGGAUAUUAUGGGCUGUCCGUCUGGUUCCCUGAUGUCAUCAAACACUUACAGGCAGACGAGUAUGCGUCCCGUGUGAAGAUCCAUGAGAAUGAACGCAUUGAGGAUUUCACAUUUAACUUCACCCUAGAGAACCAGAUCCAUACCAAUGGAGUCUUCAUCAAGGACAGGUUCAUCAGUAUGAAGUUUAAAUCUGUCACCUUCAAAGACUCCACAUUCCUGAAUUGCCAUUUUGAGGAUGUAACUUCAGUUGGAUCAUUCUUCAAGAAUUGCACUUUCAUACAGGUGGAGUUCUACAACACUGAUAUCGAUGACUCCAAGCUGAUUGGUUCAUCAGUGAUUAACAGUACAUUCUCUCAUAAUAAAACGGGUUGUCAAAUGACCUUUGAUGAUGACUACAGUGCUUACUGGGUCUACUUCGUCAACUUUUUGGGAACACUGGCUGUGUUGCCAGGCAACAUAGUGUCUGCCCUCCUCAUGGACAAAAUAGGACGGCUGAGCAUGUUAGGGGGUUCGAUGGUGCUCUCUGGGAUUAGUUGUUUCUUCCUGUGGUUCGGCACCAGCGAGUCCAUGAUGAUUGGAAUGCUCUGUCUCUAUAACGGGCUCAGCAUUUCUGCUUGGAACUCUCUCGAUGUGGUCACGGUGGAGCUCUACCCCACAGACAGGAGGGGUACUGGGUUUGGGUUCUGUAAUGCCAUGUGUAAGCUGGCUGCAGUUCUGGGGAAUCUGAUUUUUGGCUCGUUGGUUGGCAUCACUAAAGCCAUACCCAUCCUGCUGGCAUCAGGGGUUCUUGUGAGCGGCGGGCUGGUGGGUCUACGGCUACCGGACACCCGCUCCAAUGUCCUUAUGUGA